CAGCUGUGCGUGUGGGCUGCGGCUAUAAGCAAAAAGUGGGUGUGUUUGCUGAAAAAAAUAAGUACGCAGAAAGCAACUACACAAAUGUGCUGCGUUUAAACUAAUUAAUAGACAAUGGCCAGAUUUAUAGGUCUGAGCCAAAUAGCAGCUAACAAUGCCGCAGGCACUCGUCUAAACAUAACCAAAAAAUUAGUGCUCUGGUCAGUGCUGAUACUUCAACUGGGCUUCAUUGGCUGCAUAUGGCUGCUGCAGCUGAGCCGCAAUCAGGAGCAGCAACUAACGGAGACGGCAGCAGCGCGAGUGCAUUUUGUGCAGCAGGAGAGACUACAACAGCCACAGUCGCAUAAAAAGCGUUGCAUGCAACGCGAGAAUGUCAAUCAAUACCAGCGAGACUUUUAUCAGCUGAAACUGAGCAAUCACAGCGUGGACUAUGCGCUGCCGGCAUAUGCAGAGCUGGAGCAGCAGACAGCGCUUUGGUGCUAUGCGGAGGGCACAGUGAAUCAAACACAGCAGCAAUUGUUAAAUGAGCUGGACUAUUUGCUGGCGCCGCCGCAGUGCAGCUGCCAGAGUGGCUGGCAUGGACGCGACUGCGGCCAGCCAGAGAUUAUAUGGCGCGCACUAAUGACGCAUAGCCGCAGCAGCAGACGACCGUUAAAGCUGCGUGAGGCAAGCGCCAAUAGAUUGAAGCGUUUGUACUAUAUGAUUAGCCUGGGCGACUGGCAGCUUAUAAAUCUUGAGCUGCUGCAGCUGCAGCUACGCACACUUGCUUCCGUGGUGGACUACUAUCUCAUCUAUUACUAUGUCAAUGCCAGCUGGCAACAUCAGCAGCAGCGACGACUUGAGCGUCAGUUGCACGCGCAGCUCAAUGGCAACUUUGUGCUCCAUGCGUGCACAAAUCGUCGCAAUUGCAGCAGCGCCAACGCUUAUGCGCAUCUGCGGCAACAACUGUGGACGCAAUGCGGCAUGCAGCUGGCGCCGACGGAUCUUCUGCUCUAUGGCGAUGCAGAGACAGUUUAUGCACCUGCAGCGCUUAAGUUUCUUAAAUAUUAUGCAGAGGAUGUGCUGCCGUUGCGCUUUCGUUUGAAACACAAUGUCUACGGCUUUUACUGGCAGCAUCCACAACGUACGCGCUUGAGUGGCGUAAUUAGUUCCUUGCUGCAUUUGCAUGCAGCACAACUGAAUCUGCAGCGUCUAGAGCAACAAGCCAGCCAUACGCUGGGCGAUCUCAAUCAUUACGGUGGGUGGAGCUGUGAGCUUUGCCUUUCCCCAGAGCAACUGCUGCAUAUGCUGCAGACCAAGGCGAAUGUCAGCCAUGUGCACAUGCCACAAACGGCACGCAUUGAUGCCACCUAUAUACAGCAGCUUAUGGGCAACGGCCUGCAGCUGGAUGGCAGCACGCAGCUGCUGCGCAUGCGGCAGCAGCAUGAAAAGUAUUAUGCCCCAACGACUGCGCUGCUACAGAGUCAGGAGUAUGCACAGCUUUUGGUCAAUUUAUAUGAUGUGGAUGUGCUCAACGAUCUGCAGCUGGACGAGGAUGAAGACUAAACUAUCUAAGACUAAGACUAGUUACACUCAUUUAACAUAUAAGGUGCCUGGUUUUGUAUAAUCAUCAACGCUUGAAGCCAAACAUAUCGACAAAAACGUUAACUCAUUUCUUUGGCGCAUUAUUAAAUUCCAAAUUUUGCAUCUCAGCAGGCAGCAGACAGCACGUGAAACUUAGAAACGAAAACCACACGCCAACUGUGAUAAAAUAAUAGUAUAUAUAAAUGCAACUAAAACUAAACAGGAAUUUAACCAGUAAUGCUAAACAUUUCGAGGAAAUUUGUUGUG
Molecule: messenger RNA, 1830 nt
Organism: Drosophila busckii
Lineage: Eukaryota; Metazoa; Arthropoda; Insecta; Diptera; Drosophilidae
Product: beta-1,4-mannosyl-glycoprotein 4-beta-N-acetylglucosaminyltransferase
Exons: 1
Coding region: 115-1545 (476 amino acids)
Biological process (GO): protein N-linked glycosylation; N-acetylglucosamine metabolic process
Cellular component (GO): membrane
Molecular function (GO): beta-1,4-mannosylglycoprotein 4-beta-N-acetylglucosaminyltransferase activity
Source: RefSeq, a predicted model, not a curated record